AUGGAUCGAUUCAUCCGGAAAGACGAAGACGAUGCCCUGCCGCUAUAUUCCAGAUCGCAAGAAGGUGGGAUGCUGGCAAGCCCAAGGGACUUGGAACCGUCGCGAUCCAGUUCGAGGGCGAGCCAUCGCACAACGUCUGCCCAGUCCAGAAGUGUUGCCGACGAAUACUCGUUCCUGACGCCGACCGAAGUCGCCGCACGACUGAAAACAUCACUAACACAUGGCCUCACCCCUGGCGAAGCUCUAUCGAGGCUACGCGACCAUGGCCCCAACGAGAUCCCCCACGACGAGCCCGAGCCUGUAUGGCUGCGCUUUCUCAAACAAUUCCAGGAGCCCCUAAUAGUAUUACUCUUGGUCUCUGCUGGCGCAUCGAUUGUGGUGGGGAACAUGGACGACGCCGUAAGCAUCACGGUAGCCGUGACCAUUGUGGUGAGCGUGGGGUUUAUACAAGAGUACCGCUCCGAGAAGUCGAUCGAGGCGCUCAAUCACCUGGUUCCUAAUCACGCCCAUCUUGUGCGAAAGCAGGCACCCAAGGGGUCGUCCGGAUCUCGCUCGCCAAACUGGCCAGGGGCCGGCGACAAGACCCCUGACCUGACUGACGGCUCCAUUACCCCCGAAGAAGAGGUCCUCGAGGCAACCUCAUCCAAGGUCAUGGCUGCGCAAUUGGUCCCUGGGGAUCUGGUGGUCUUUACCACUGGCGACCGCAUUCCCGCCGAUAUUCGGGUAACCAAGGCCACCGACUUGACCAUCGACGCCUCAAAUCUUACGGGAGAGAACGAGCCUGUCAGAGUUACGGCCGGGGCACGCCGCCGAAGCGGACCCGGACUACCCAGCUACAACAGCACAACCCUGCAACUGCCCAGUCCUUCGUCUGCCACACCUGCCAAUGGCGCGGCGGGUGAUGCCAAGAGAGAUGAUGGAGCGCAAAAUAUUGCCUACAUGGGAACUCUGGUGAAAUCUGGCCAUGGGCAAGGUAUCGUGUUCGCGACAGGUGGGAACACACAUUUUGGAACAAUUGCAACGAGCGUCUCGGGCACUGAGAGCCCACGGUCGCCAUUGCAGGUGUCGAUGGACGGACUAGGGACCCAGUUGAGCAAGAUGUCCUUUGUCAUCAUUGGGCUCAUUUCCCUCAUCGGCUGGUUUCAGGGGAAGAAGUUGCUUGAGAUAUUUACCAUUUCGAUCUCUUUGGCUGUGGCCGCGAUCCCCGAAGGUCUCCCCAUCAUUGUCACUGUGACCCUUGCCCUGGGUGUUCACCGGAUGGCUAGGCAUAAUGCUAUCGUUCGCAAAAUGCCCAAGGUUGAGACUCUAGGAUCCGUCAAUGUAGUCUGCACAGACAAGACGGGAACCUUAACAAUGAACCAUAUGACGACCGCAAAGAUGUGGUUCUUUGGUGUGGACGACGCCUUUGACGUUGAUUCCGAUGAUGAGGCGACUGAGACGAAGCCCGAUCCUGCUACGCUUAGAAUCUUGCGCAUUGGCAACAUCGCCAACAACGCACGCCUCGCGCGCAAGUACACUGAAAACGGUGCCGCCGCCAGAGCCGUGCUGUCCUCCACGCAGGGUCGAGAUCAUGCCUCGACAUACACACGCUGGGUCGGCCAACCGACCGAUGUCGCUAUGCUUGACCUCCUGGAUCGGUUCAAGGAGCACGAUAUACGAGAUUCGAUCGGGCCCCGAGUCAGUGAGACGCCCUUCAGUUCCGAACGCAAAUGGAUGGGAGUCACAAUUGGCACCGAAGGGGGGAAGAGUGACAAGGAGUUUGCCUACAUCAAAGGUGCAAUCGACAAGGUUCUCGAAGCCUGCGACUCUUAUGUCACGAAGGACGGAAGAGAAAUAGUCAUGGACUCGACCCGGCGGCAAGAAGCCUUAGACGCGGCAGAGAGAAUGGCAGCCCAGGGUCUCCGAGUCCUGGCUUUUGCGAGCGGGCCUGUGACAAGGUCCGCAAGAAGCAGAUCUGCUGUGGCUAGUGGUGGGAGCAACAGGCCAGAAAGCCCAGCCCCUCACGGCGUAGAGGAGCAUUACAGGGGUCUCACUUUUGCAGGUCUGGUAGGCAUGAGUGAUCCUCCCCGGCCAGGUGUCGCACGCUCGAUCAGAAAACUGCUGCGUGGCCGUGUCAAGGUCAUCAUGAUCACUGGCGAUGCCGAGACAACGGCUGCCGCGAUCGGCAAGCAACUUGCGAACCAAAUCACUGUCAAGCCAGUAUUGCGCGGCGACGAAAUCGACAACAUGUCUGAGGAGGACCUGGCGAGGGCGAUGGACCAUACGACCAUCUUCGCCCGGACCAACCCCGACCACAAGAUGAAAAUCAUCAGGGCGCUUCAGUCCCGUGGCGAUAUUGUCGCCAUGACGGGUGACGGGGUCAACGAUGCGCCGGCGCUGAAAAAGGCCGACAUUGGCAUCGCGAUGGGCAUGCACGGCACCGACGUUGCCAAGGAGGCGGCCGACAUGAUCCUGACCGACGACGACUUUUCCACCAUCCUCCACGCCAUCGAAGAAGGAAAGGGCAUCUUCAACAACAUCCAAAACUUCCUAACCUUCCAGCUCAGCACCAGCGCCGCCGGCCUCUCUCUUGUCCUGAUCUGCACCGCUCUGGGGUUCAAGUCGCCUCUGAAUGCGAUGCAGAUCCUUUGGAUCAACAUCAUCAUGGACGGACCCCCAGCCCAAUCCCUCGGCGUCGAGGCCGUAGACAAGGACGUCAUGAACCGCCCCCCUCGCCGCCGCAACGACGCCGUGCUGACGCGGCCCCUCGUCGUCCGCGUUUUCACCCAAGCCGCCAUCAUCAUGGCCGGCACCAUGCUGGUCUACACGCGCGAGAUGCUUGAGGACGGCCAGGUGACGCGCCGCGACACCACCAUGACGUUUACCUGCUUUGUGCUCUUUGACAUGUUCAACGCGCUGACGUGCCGGUCCGAGUCAAAGUCGGUCCUGCGCGGCGAGGUUGGGUUGUUCGCGAACGUCCUCUUCAACUGGGCCGUUUCUCUCAGCCUGAUGGGUCAGUUGCUGGUUGUCUAUUUGCCUUGGUUGCAGGAAGUGUUCCAGACUGAGGCGCUUGGUUGGAGGGAUUUGCUGGGCUUGGUUGUGCUCUGCAGCAGUGUUUUUUGGGUUGAUGAGGGCAGGAAGUGGUGGCGUUAUGGUAGGAAUGGUGGUGGGUGGGGGGUUACGGGAUCGGGAACGGGAAGGGGCGGCAGGAGGGGAGGAGGAGGCGCGUUGGCUGCUGCUGGGUAUAGUCAGGCUGUUUGA
This is a messenger RNA of Canariomyces notabilis, 3240 nucleotides long. Its product is annotated as calcium-transporting P. The record is from RefSeq and is a predicted model, not a curated record. The transcript has 5 exons. Bases 1 to 3240 code for a protein of 1079 amino acids. Gene Ontology annotation, molecular function: ATP binding; P-type calcium transporter activity; ATP hydrolysis activity. Gene Ontology annotation, biological process: calcium ion transmembrane transport; intracellular calcium ion homeostasis; manganese ion transport. Gene Ontology annotation, cellular component: endoplasmic reticulum; Golgi membrane; plasma membrane. Lineage: Eukaryota; Fungi; Ascomycota; Sordariomycetes; Sordariales; Chaetomiaceae.